AUGAAGUUCUCUAACAAGAUCAUAUUUUUCUUGUUUCUCGCUUUGGUCGAAAGAAUCACCGGUGCUAUGCCACUCAAGGCCACCGGUGGUCACAAAAAAUUGAAUAAGAGAGCAGCUGUUGGUGGCCCGGUCACUGUUAACAUGUCAGUUAAUACCACCAGUACCAUCAAGAACACCCUCCCAAGCAGCAGCAACACCACCACCACAGAAUUACAGGUUAAAGGGGUUUCCAAGGCGAUUGCUGGGAUUAAUGGCACCACCGUGUCCAAAGAUAAUCUCAACUUGGACGUUCAAUUAGUGAUCGAAAAUGACUACUCAUUAUAUUCUGCCGAAUUCUGUUUUGGUACCCCAUGUCAAAAAGUCAGCUUACAAAUCGAUACUGGAUCUUCCGAUCUUUGGAUUCCUGCCACUGGAUCAGCAACUGGAGGAACCACCAACUCUGCUAUACAAGAACACGGAACUUACUCUGUCAAUGGGUCUUCCACCGCCAUUGAAUUCCAAGACGAUACCUUUAGUAUUACUUAUGGUGAUAGCUCAGGAGCCAAUGGAUAUUUGGUGGUCGAUGCCCUUCAAAUUUCCGAUGAUAUCACCAUCGAUCUUGCCACUUUUGAAGUAGCCACCUCCAAUUCUGCUGGCCAAGGGGUUUGUGGGAUGGGAUAUCUUAGUGAAGAAGUCACCAGCAAAGAGUACUUGAACUUGCCAGCAUUGUUGAAGAAGAACAAUAUCACCUCGUCCAAUUCUUAUUCGUUAUACUUGAACUCCGAAGACGCCACUUCUGGACAAAUCAUCUUUGGGGCCUACGAUGAAGCAAAAUAUGAAGGAGAUUUGCAAAAAUUACCAAUCUUGAAGAAAAACUCCGACGGUAGUGAAAGUUCCACUUAUAAAGCGCUUUUCGUGAAAUUGGAUGGUAUCAUGGCCGAAAACACCGAGUUGACCACCAAAUCUUAUGAUGCAUUGAUCGAUACCGGUACCACCUUAGUGUAUGCCCCAUCCGACUUAUACAGCAACUAUACUGAAAAAUAUGGAACCUAUGACUCUAAUGCUGGCAGUUAUACCGCUCCAUGCGAUACCGUGGGUACCCCGUUAAGUUUCCAGUUUGCUGACACCACCAUCAAGGUGCCAUUCCUGGACAUGUUGUAUAAUAUCUCGUUGACCAAUGGUUCUUACUACAUGAAGAACGGGGUUCAACAAUGUUCUAUUGGGAUGGUCGAAAGUAGUGGUGAUUAUGUCAUUUUGGGAGACGUCUUCUUGAGAUCUGCUUACACUUUCAUCAACUUAGAUGACAAUACUAUUUCUUUAGGACAAGUUAAGUACACCAGUGAAAGUUCUGUCGUUCUUGUUUGA
This is a messenger RNA of Saccharomycopsis crataegensis, 1344 nucleotides long. RefSeq names its product pepsin-like aspartic protease. The transcript has a single exon. The record is from RefSeq and is a predicted model, not a curated record. Lineage: Eukaryota; Fungi; Ascomycota; Saccharomycetes; Ascoideales; Saccharomycopsidaceae. Gene Ontology annotation, biological process: proteolysis. Bases 1 to 1344 code for a protein of 447 amino acids. Gene Ontology annotation, molecular function: aspartic-type endopeptidase activity.